Molecule: messenger RNA, 1482 nt
Organism: Hemicordylus capensis (graceful crag lizard)
Lineage: Eukaryota; Metazoa; Chordata; Lepidosauria; Squamata; Cordylidae
Product: cytochrome P450 2J2-like
Exons: 9
Coding region: 1-1482 (493 amino acids)
Biological process (GO): arachidonate metabolic process; xenobiotic metabolic process
Cellular component (GO): intracellular membrane-bounded organelle; cytoplasm
Molecular function (GO): iron ion binding; heme binding; oxidoreductase activity, acting on paired donors, with incorporation or reduction of molecular oxygen, reduced flavin or flavoprotein as one donor, and incorporation of one atom of oxygen
Source: RefSeq, a predicted model, not a curated record
AUGGUGGGGAUUCUGGCAUUUUUGGUCGCUCUGCUGCUGGGUCUUCAGUUGCUGCAUUUUUUCAAACAGCUCUGGUCCUGUAGACGGUACCCUCCGGGGCCUCUUCGACUUCCUGUCAUUGGAGGUCUGUGGAAGAUGGCGUCCAGGUUUGAUCAUGAUACUCUGAUUAAGCUGGCAACGCAUUAUGGGGACAUUUACACUAUAUGGUUAGGAGAUCGACCUAUGGUAGUACUUUCGGGAUUCCAAGCUGUGAAAGAAGGGCUGAUCAACCAUUCAGAAGAUUUCUCUGAGCGAGCAGUGACUCCUUUUGUUAAGGCUGCAACAAAAGAAAUGGGUAUAACAUUUUCAAACGGGCACACCUGGAAGCAACAGAGACGAUUUGGGCAAGUGACUAUGCGGAAGUUGGGACUGGGAAAGAAGGGGAUGGAGCGCCAAAUAGCAGAGGAGGCUCAACAGCUUGUGGAGACUUUUGCACAUUCAAAAGGGCAGCCAUUUGAUCCUUCACUCCCCAUCACUAAUUCAAUCAGCAAUGUGAUUUGUGCUAUGGCUUUUGGACGUCAGUUUUCAGUUGAAGACGGAGAUUUUCAGACUCUGAUAGAAGCCACUCAAUUUGCCUUAAAAUUUGGAGGCAGCUACUUUCAUAUUCUCUAUGAAGCAUUCCCAUGGCUUAUGAAUCAUCUCCCAGGGCCACACCAGAAGGCACUUUCCUCCCUCGAGAUUGUGGUUUCCUUUGCAAAAAAAGAGAUAGAAAAGCACAAGGAGUACCAGACUCUGCAUGAACCCCAGGAUUUAAUUGAUUUCUAUCUACUUCAGAUGGAGAAAAGCAAAAAUGACCCUGACUCUACUUACGAUGACAACGCCUUGGCUCAUUGUAUUUUGGACUUCUUUAUCGCAGGGACAGACACAGUCUCCACUUCUCUGCUUUGGACACUGCUCAUCAUGGUAACUCAUCCAGAUAUCCAAGAUAAAGUCCACAAAGAGAUGGAUGCGUUUGGUUCCUCUGGCUUAAUUUGCUACCAAGACCGGAAGAAACUGCCCUACACCAAUGCAGUGAUUCAUGAGAUCCAGCGUAGUAAUUAUGCCUUACUGGCUGGGUUUCCCCGAAGAUGUGCAAAGGAUGUGAACAUGCUUGGUUUCCUUAUUCCCAAGGAGGCCAUUGUUUUUCCAAACCUACGCUCUGUUCUUCUUGACCCCGAGCAAUGGGAGACCCCUGAAGAGUUCAACCCAAAUCAUUUUUUGGACAAGGAUGGACAGUUUGUGGCCAGAGAAGAAUUUCUGGCAUUUGGGGCAGGGCAUCGCACAUGCAUCGGGGAGCAGCUGGCACGGAUUGAGCUCUUCAUCUUCUUCACCAGCCUGCUGAGGGCGUUCACCUUCCAGUUGCCAGAGGGAGUGAAAGAACUGAACAAAGUGCCUAUAUCAGGGAUCACAACACGCCCCCAUCCUUAUCAGCUCUGUGCUGUUCCUCGCUGCAGUACAUCAUAA